This is a messenger RNA of Scylla paramamosain (green mud crab), 2031 nucleotides long. RefSeq lists its product as uncharacterized. Bases 131 to 1897 code for a protein of 588 amino acids. The transcript is spliced from 13 exons. Lineage: Eukaryota; Metazoa; Arthropoda; Malacostraca; Decapoda; Portunidae. The record is from RefSeq and is a predicted model, not a curated record.
CCUCCUCUGCUGAACCUUUCCCGCCAUGGCCCAUAUCGUACACACAUGACUAGGUUCCCACCAUGCACCUCCUUACAUCAACGCCCCAAGAAGUCUAGAGCCACUAGAACACAACUACCUUUCAGCUGCCAUGGGUGCCACCACUCCACUUGUGAUAGUAUGUGUUGUGCUGGUGUCUGCCGUGGUAGGUGAGAGGAGACUCUCCCCAGCUAUCCAGGCUUUGGCUGAUGAAUACUUCAGUUGGCGAAUGAAGGACAUGCCCGAAUUUGCGUCGUUUGUCGGUAUCCAUGACUAUGAUGACCAGCUGGAUGACAUGUCCCUCUCGGCUUACCAGAAUCGCUUUGAAAAGAGCCAGAUAUUUUUCCAGCGUGCCGUGGAUUUGAGGAUGAACACCUCUACCCAUGAGGACGAACUCAACCUCAAGAUCCUUGAAUCGGAACUUCUCACAUUCAUUGACGGUUUUCCUUACUAUGGAUUUUUAGCGCCACUGACGUUCAGUGAGGGUGUUCAUGUGGACCUGAAGCGUCUCAUCUCAUGGAUGGUCUUCGAGACAACUGACGACUAUGAGAAAUUGUUGUCUCGAUACAGCAAGCUUCCUCAGCAGCUGAGCCAAAUCCAAAUGCUGAUGGAGGAAGGCGUCCGUCAAGGAAUUGUAAACCAUGCCAUUUCAAUGAAAGGAGUAUCGCAGAAUUUGGGAAGGUAUGUAGUGGAAACUGCUGAGGAGUCUCCACUGUGGGAAGCGUUGAUUGACUUCCCCGAAGAAUUCACCGAGGAGCAAAUUUCUCAAUUACAGGAACGGGGAAGAAUCAUUAUCACCCAGCAGGUCUCGCCGGCUUUUCAACAACUACGUGAGUUCAUUGACACAAAGUACACGACCCGUCCUGAGAUAUCUGUCACCAGCCUCCCAGAUGGCGAGGCACGCUACAACCAGCUCGUCAGGUUCCACACAUCCACCAGCACGCCUGUGCCAGAGAUCCAUCAACUUGGACUUGAAGAGGUCGAUCGCAUUGAGGCUGAGAUGGCAAAAAUCGUGGCUGAGUUGGGGUACAACAUGUCUGUCCCAGAAUUUUCCUCCAUGAUACGCAACGACUCUCGCUUUUAUUACGACGACCCCGACUCUCUAAUCGAGGGAUUCAGGAACCUUGUAUAUGAUGUCAUCAACCCCAGAAUUUCUGAUAUUUUCAAUAAUAUUCCGGACGCUAAGCUAAGUGUGGUACCGGAUCCUUCCCCUGAUGGUGCAGGUGCCUUCUACUUGGCAGGAUCGUAUGACGGCUCUCGCCCAGGAAUAUUCUACGUCAAUACCUACCACUAUGACGCCCAACCAAAGUACAGUAUGAUGACACUAUCACUGCAUGAGGGAAACCCCGGCCACCACCUCCAGACCUCUCACUCCAUUGAGUCGCCAAAUAUGCCUUUCUUCAGAAGAGUGACUGAGGACCGCAACUACUGUCACUCACCCUCAAGAUUCCCCAUAAACACAGCAUUUGGGGAGGGUUGGGGACUGUAUGCAGAGAGUCUGGGCUUCGACAUGAAUUUGUUCGAAGAUCCUUAUGACAGGUACGGUCAUUACUCCGAUGAAAUCUUCCGCGCCUGUCGGUUAGUUGUGGACACUGGGAUGCACGCUCUCGGCUGGACGCGCAAAGAGGCUGUGGAGUACAUGUUCCGACACACGGCUCUGGCUCGCGUGGAAGUGGAGAACGAGAUCGAUCGGUACAUCACAUGGCCCGGACAGGCACUGGCUUACAAGAUCGGUGAUCUGAAGAUUGAAGAGCUGAAAGCAAAGGCUAGGGACAUCCUGGGACUGGACUUUGAUAUCAAAGAGUUUCAUCAAGUUGUUCUGGAAGCUGCCGGCCCAUUAGAUCUGCUGGAAGAAGAAAGGUGGACAGAAUGGGGCUGAGAGAAAGAAAAAAGUCUUGUGCAGUGAGGCCGCGGGAGGAGGGAAAGCAGAAGAACAGUUAACAUGAAAAUAGCGGUAGAAGAUACCAAGAGAUGCAAGAUAUUGCGGCGAUGAGAGAUAGGCUGAAGACAGAC